Messenger RNA from Microcebus murinus (gray mouse lemur), 2239 nucleotides. It is a transcript of the gene TTC23, whose product is annotated as tetratricopeptide repeat domain 23. The record is from RefSeq and is a predicted model, not a curated record. Gene Ontology annotation, molecular function: protein binding. NCBI's taxonomy places the organism in Eukaryota, Metazoa, Chordata, Mammalia, Primates, Cheirogaleidae.
CUGAAGUCCUCCUACAUUUCCCAAGUCAGCACCCAAAGGUUAACACCAGGAACAGCAGGGGACUUUCAGAACCCAGCUCCAGCCUAGUUGCCACCUGUACAGAUUGGUUGGUCCCCCUGCUAUUCUAGUUAUUAAAUAUUUUGAACAUCACCUCUCAGAAAUGGAAGACUGAGAUCCUCCUUCAGACCUCUUCUCCCUGAUACCUAGAUCUGGGGCUGAUCUUGUGCUUCAGCAUUCUAUUGGGCAGGUCUGGCAGAAAAAACAGCAUCAAUUGAUUAGGCAAUGUAUAUAAAGAUAUGCAAGAAUCACAGGAAGCCCACAUAUCCAACCAUCUAGAUGAAAUUGUUGCUGCUGUCAGCAUCCCUCCUAGAAAGAAGACCCCAAACAAGCUGCCUCAGACAGCGUUGUUCCAGCCUCCUCGGGAGAAACUCCACUUCAGUGAAGAGAGAGCAAAGUCCUACAUCAACAGUCACGAAUAUAAACAGGCUAUCCAGGAGCUUGUGCGUUGUGUAGCACUGACAAGAAUUUGCUAUGGUGACACGCAUUGGAAACUAGCAGAGGCACAUGUUAAUCUGGCUCAAGGCUACCUCCAGCUGAAAGGACUGUCACUGCAAGCAAAACAACAUAUAGAAAAAGCCAAAGAAAUCCUCACCACCUCCAUUGUGCCUCCGUAUAAUGACAACACGGAUGUUUUCAAGUUUUCCAUUGAGCUUUUCCAUACCAUGGGGAGGGUCUUCCUCUCCUUCCAAAAAUUCAAGGAAGCUUCAGAAAAUUUGGCAAAAGCAGAGAGACUUUCAAAGGAGCUGCUACAAUGUGGAAGAAUUAUAAAUGAAGAAUGGAUAGAAAUUGAAGCGCGGAUCAAACAGUCAUUUGCACAGGUAUAUCAAGGUCAGAAGAAAUCAAAAGAAGCUUUGCCCCACUAUCAAGAGGCUUUGAAAUACAUUGAGAUCAGCAAAGGUGAAAAAAGUGUUGAGUGUGUACCAAUAUUGAGGGAAUUGGCAGGUGUAGAGCAAGCCCUGGGAUUCCACGACACAGCCAUCAACCAUUUCCUGCAGGCACAUCUCAUCGUCCUGAGUAGAAGCUCCUCUCAAGAGGAGGUAGCGGACUCCGCGCACUUUGUCGCCCGUGCUGCCCUCGCUUCUGGGAGGCCCGAGCACCAUGGUGUGGUUGAGCAGUAUUUUCAAGAGAGCAUGACUCAUCUUAAGGAUUCUGAAGGGCAGGGAAGAGCCAAAUUUCUUUCAAUUCAAGAUGAAUUUUGCCAUUUUCUACAAAUGACCGGACAAAAAGAGAGAGCAACCUCAAUCCUGAAAGAGUCCCUGGUAGCCAAAGUGGGAGCAUUUGGCGAUUUUAGUCCCGAGGUGGCAGAGACUUACCGGUUCCUGAGUGGCGCAGACCUGGUGCAGGGGAACCACAGCGGGGCCCACAGGAAACUGAAGAAGUUGUCCUGGAGAAAGAUGAUGGUAGCUUGCUCCAUGUCAGUGGCCAGGGGAUGGAGCAAAGUCGUGGGGCAGUCGAGGGAUGUCGAUAAGGACAUAGAGCCCACGGCACUUGGCAACCUGGAGUGUCUUCAGAUUCAGACCCUCUUAUACGGAGCGCUGGACAGGAGGACUCUGGCCACCCAGCAGACCAUGGACGUCCUGUCUAAGGCCCCUGAGGUCACCAUGAAGCCAGGGCAGGCUGAAAAAGCCAAAGUGGCCUUCGGCACCAUCAUCCCUCGGCACACCAUGCUGGGGAAAGCCAGGCCCAACGCAGCAGACUGAGACGCCCCGCCCUAAAGCAGGCUUUGGGCAGGACUGGGCACUGCCAUUUAGGGUGCUGUACAAAUCUUUCUCCAACUACAAGAUGGAAUUCAACAGUCAGGGUACAGAUUUUCAAGGCCAACCAUUUGUUCCAGCAUGCAACAGGGAUACCAUAAACCUCUCAUGGGCCAUACUUUUGAUAGUGGAUGCCCUUCAGGGUGAUCUGGCACUUUUAUAAAGCAUUUUUAUUUUUAAUCACCUAAGUGGUUAUUCUUGCCAACAAGAAUUUUUACCCAUCAGCUCUCCUGUGGCUGAAAGACUUCUCUUCAAAAAGUUGUGUAGGAAAGUAGACUUGGCAUUUGAUUGUACACAUAGUUCCUCACAUGGGUCUGGAGUCAGAUUUAGAACAGUAAAAUUCUAGAAAAAGCCCUUUCUUACAGGAAGCCAAUAAGGAUUGAGAAUAAAAUGAGAAUGAGAUGCUAAUAAAGGGAAACUUGAAA